This is a messenger RNA of Panonychus citri (citrus red mite), 4919 nucleotides long. RefSeq names its product probable phospholipid-transporting ATPase IIA. Gene Ontology annotation, cellular component: plasma membrane; trans-Golgi network; endosome. Lineage: Eukaryota; Metazoa; Arthropoda; Arachnida; Trombidiformes; Tetranychidae. The transcript is spliced from 4 exons. Gene Ontology annotation, biological process: retrograde vesicle-mediated transport, Golgi to endoplasmic reticulum; endocytosis; phospholipid translocation. Gene Ontology annotation, molecular function: magnesium ion binding; ATPase-coupled intramembrane lipid carrier activity; ATP binding. The coding region runs from base 142 to 3579 and encodes 1145 amino acids. The record is from RefSeq and is a predicted model, not a curated record.
UCAAUGUUUUGACGGGUGGUUUACUAAUAAAUUUCUUAAAGGAAUUGACCAGGACACCUGUGAACCAAUAUUCAAACGUUAUCAAAAGUGUGUGCUCAAUGCCAUAAAGAGUAAAAAGAUUGAUAUAUCUAUCGUUAAUCAAUGAAACAAUCACCAUCAAAUCCUACAGGUGGUUGUAGCAAUUCCUCUGAUGAUAGCCUAAUUGAGUCCACUGAGAAAGAUUCGCUGUUACAUUCAAGGAAUUCUCAAUCUAGAACACGCCAACCAACGUACCUUUUUCCUCUUGGUAACCGAAGGCCCAGCUUGGGAUCGGACCAACUUAAUCCAUCUGCAUCUUUAUUUAAACGUUUUAGUUUCCUGUGUUGCCUUUGUAACUGUUUCUCAUCUUUAUUCACCAAAAUGGGUGGAAUGUUUUGUCGUCAAAAACAUUAUGAAGCUCGUACUGUGACCAUUGGUCGACCCAAUAUUCGUGAUAAAUAUCCAACCAACAUCAUACGCAAUCAAAAAUAUAACAUUGUCACCUUUUUACCAGUUGUUCUCUUCAAUCAGUUCAAAUUUUUUCUCAACCUUUAUUUCCUUUUGAUGGCUUGUUCCCAGUUCAUACCUGAAUUUAAAGUGGGCUUAUUGUACACUUAUUGGGCACCUCUUGGUUUUGUUCUUGCAGCAACUCUAGCUAGGGAAGCUGUGGACGAUAUAUUACGUUACAAGAGAGACAAAGCUGUUAACUCACAGUUAUACAGAAUUUUAACACCUGAAGGUGUUGUUGCUCUUCCCAGCUCUAAAAUAAGAGUUGGUGAUAUUAUCAUUGUUGACAAAGAUCAACGAGUACCAGCAGAUAUGGUGUUUCUUAAGACCAGUGAAAAAAAUGGUGCAUGUUUCAUUAGGACUGAUCAAUUGGACGGUGAAACUGAUUGGAAGUUACGGCUUGCUGUCCCUGCAACCCAAGAAUUUGAUUCAAUUGAAGAAAUAUUUAAAUGUGAUGCCGUAGUUCACACCGAAGAACCUCGUCUCGAUAUUCACAGUUUCAAUGGUAAAUUCACUUUAAAUGAAGCUGCUAUCUCAUUGGGAAUCGAGAACACUUUAUGGGCAAAUACUGUUAUCGCUUCCGGAACAGCAACAGGUGUUGUUAUUUACACUGGUCCGGAGACUCGAAGUGUAAUGAAUAAUUUAGAUCCAAGGAGUAAAGUUUGUUUAUUAGAUAUUGAAGUUAAUGAGUUGACCAAAGUGCUAUUCAUGGCGGUUGUCGUUCUUUCCACCGCGAUGAUCUGUUUAAAAGGUUUUAAUGGUCCAUGGUAUCGUUACUGGUUUCGAUUUCUUCUUCUCUUUUCCUACAUUAUACCAAUCUCAUUGAGAGUUAAUCUAGAAAUGGGACGUGUUGUUUACUCUUACAUGAUUCAGCGAGAUAUUGAAAUUCCUGGAACAAUUGUACGAACAACCACCAUACCUGAAGACCUUGGUAGAAUAUCAUAUCUGUUAACUGAUAAAACGGGAACUUUAACUCGUAACGAAAUGAUUUUCAAGAAGAUACAUUUGGGUAAAGUUUCUUAUACACCGGAAUAUUUUGAUGAGGUUGCUGCCAUUUUGAGAGCAGCAUUUUCACCUCAAAAUCAGCCCUACCAUGGAAGCCACCGAAGACAAGAUAGUUCAGCAUCUAAUAUUUCAAUCUCAUCAGAAAAAAGAUUCCAUGCAAAACAUAUUCGUGUUGACUCUUAUGAGAUCGAUAGAGAUACAAUUUAUCGAGUUCAAUCUGCUGUUGCAGCGAUUGCUCUCUGUCAUAACGUUACACCUUCAUAUGACAAUGAUAUUGACACAUUUAAUGUUGCAGGAAAUUCAUCAGCCACUUUAGAUCUUCUCGGUGAAAGUAAUACCUCACUCUCAGGUAAUCCAUCUGUAGCAAUACCACUUUCAAUGAGAGGAAUUUCUUACCAAGCAUCGAGUCCUGAUGAGGUGGCUUUGGUUCAGUGGACUGAAAAGGUUGGACUUGCUCUGGUUCACCGUGACCUCAACUCAAUGAAAUUGCGAAAUCCACUUGGAAUGAUCAUGAACUAUGAAAUACUACAAAUUUUCCCAUUUUCAUCUGAAACCAAAAGAAUGGGAAUAAUUGUUCGUGAUAUAGCAACAAAGGAGAUUAUUUUCCUUCUCAAAGGAGCUGAUGCUGUAAUGAAUCAAAUUAUCCAAUACAGUGACUGGUUACAAGAACAAUGUGAUAAUAUGGCUCGAUCAGGAUUAAGAACUUUAGUUGUAGCUCGAAAAUUUCUAAGUGAAGAUCAAUACGCUGAUUUUCAAUUACGAUAUCAUCAAGCGAAACUCUGUCUUCAUGAUAGAGCUGCAAGGAUGAGCUCGGUUCUAGCAACUUUAGAAAAAGAUAUGGAGUUACUUUGUUUAACAGGCGUAGAGGAUAGAUUACAAGAAGGAGUUCCAACAACUUUGAAAGGAUUACAAGACGCUGGUAUUAAAAUUUGGAUGUUAACUGGUGACAAACUAGAAACAGCUCAAAGUAUUGCUAAAGCAUCUCAGCUUGUAAAGAGAAUGCAAGAAAUGUACGUUUUCCGACCAAUAGAAUCGCGAAGUGAAGCCAAUAUGGAAUUGAAUAACUUUCGCCGUAAAAAUGAUUGUCCACUUGUUAUAAGAGGUGAAGAUUUAGAGAUUUGUCUGAAAAACUAUCCACAAGUAUUCAUGGAAAUCUCUUGUCAAUGUCCUGCUGUUAUCUGUUGUCGUUGUUCACCAACACAAAAAGCUGAAGUUGUUCGUCUUAUUCAAAAUUAUACCGGAAGACGUGCCUGUGCAAUUGGAGAUGGUGGUAAUGAUGUGUCAAUGAUUCAAACUGCAGCCAUUGGUAUUGGUAUUGUUGGUAAAGAAGGUCAACAAGCCUCACUUGCUGCAGAUUUUUCCAUCACACAAUUUAAUCAUAUUUAUCGUCUUAUCCUUCUCCAUGGAAGAUAUUCUUAUAAAAGAUCAGCCCAAUUAUGUCAAUUCAUCAUCCACCGUGGUCUUAUUAUCUCAACCCUUCAAGCUAUAUUUUCAUCUAUUUUCUACUUUGCCUCAGUUGCUCUUUAUCCAAGUUUGCUCUUGGUUGGUUAUGCAACCAUUUACACCAUGUUUCCCGUCUUCUCUUUGGUACUAGACAAAGAUGUACCACCUCAUCUAGUCAUUCGUUAUCCAGAGCUGUACAAGUUAAUGAAAGGUCGCUCAUUAACUUAUAAAACCUUUUUCAUUUGGGUUUUAAUCAGCAUUUACCAAGGAGGUGUUAUUAUGUAUGGAGCAAUGUUACUUUUUAACGAUGAAUUAAUCCAUGUGGUUGCAAUAACCUUUACCUCGGUCAUUCUAACAGAACUACUCAUGUUAGCUUUUACCGUUCGCACAUGGCAUUGGUUAAUGAUUGUCGCUGAAUUUAUUAGUUUAUCCUUCUACUUGAUGACUUUGAUAAUAUUCCCACAAUACUUUGACGAAACCUUCAUCCAAACUCGUGCCUUCCUUUGGAAAGUCAUUCUAUUAACUGUUGCCAGUUGUUUACCCUUGUAUAUUUUGAAGUUUUUGCAACGGAAAAUCGCCCCACCAAGUCAUUGUAAAUUGACUUAAUUAUGUAUUAGAAAAUUGUGUAGACAUCGUAAAUUAUGUACCCGAUGUCUUUUCCCUUUUCUCUAGUGCUUUCACUUUCUCCCCUCCCAUUACAAUCACUUUCAAUCUCUAUCUACGCAUAAACAAAACAUUCUCUCUCUCUCUCUCUUUAUCUCUUUAUCUCUUGCUCUCUUUCUCUCAGUUAUUAUUUUGUAAAAUAUACUUGAGAAAAGAAAUCAAAACAUUGGAAUACUUUAUUCUCCAUAAAUUUGAAAGCGUCAAAGCAACAAGUCAACUGGAAUUUGAAACCAAAACAAAAGCUUUUCAAGCUUUAAUUAUUCAUUUGUUCUGUGUAAUCUGGAAAAAGAAAUGGCGUCAACAGGAUGAUUUAACAGUUAAUCAAAAAACUUGAAUCACCACAGGAUAACAUCAAUUGGAAUCACCAAAAGCUGAAGCAUUCGUUAACUGAUGAGCAAAAAGAGUGAACCUUUUAUAUCAAUAUCAUCAUAAUCACAAUGAAAUCACAAAUUAAAAGCUCAAAUUAACAUCCAAGCAAUCUAAUAGGAUGAAAGGAGAUAAUGAAAACAUCAAACAGUGAAAGUAACAACAACUUAAUAUCUCAACUAUACCACCAUAAUAGCAACAUAACGGAAAUAAUGAAACACCGGAAUGAUAAAAAAUCAACCAAGAUAACCUUGAAAAAGAAAUGAUUUACAUCUAGAGUGGAAUGAAAUUAAUCACCUCUGUUAUAUUAGCUAAAAGAAAAGGAUGGCAACAAAUACAUAAAAAAAAUCAACCGAGAAUAAGAAAACUCGUUCUUUCUAUAUUGUAUAUUUUGCAAAAAAAGAAAAACCAACACAAAUCAAAUCAAAAGCUUUUUUCUGUCUAAGGUUGAUCGUAAAAUUGAUUUGAUAACAUUACUAAAUUACUAAAUCACGUUCGUUUCUCCUAAUUUUCAUCUUAUUCUCCAUUUUACACCCUUAAUUUCCUCCUUAAAUUUGUCUCUAAAACCCUUUCCUUUUCUAUCUCUUCUCUCUCGUGUUUAUUUUCUUCAUCUACACUUCUUUUUCCUUCUUACAUCUUUAAUUCAUAUUUUUAUCCCUUCAAUGUGUUGAUAAAUUAUCAUUUUCACCUCUAAUCAACAUCUCAUCACAUGGAAGGAAACAGUAAAACAAUUAAUGGAGGAGAUGCUAAGAAAUGUAAAGAAUUGAACAAAACGGAUUAAUGAAAAUAAUCAAAUCUUAAUCUCGACUUAAUGAGAGGCAAAAGAUGUAACCAUGUUUAUAUUUUACUGUUAUAUUGAAAGUUAAAGAAAUGAAAACAACAACAACAACAAUUAAAACGACAUAUUUGGACUAGAA